Lingula anatina is the source of this 774-nucleotide messenger RNA. Its product is annotated as stanniocalcin-2. NCBI's taxonomy places the organism in Eukaryota, Metazoa, Brachiopoda, Lingulata, Lingulida, Lingulidae. The record is from RefSeq and is a predicted model, not a curated record. Gene Ontology annotation, cellular component: extracellular region. Gene Ontology annotation, molecular function: hormone activity.
GAUUGGCUUAGAAACAUCCGUUUAUGUUUUACACGCUGAUAUAAUAGGUUUUAGUUAACGGCACUGUACAUAGUCAGAACCGGAAUCAGUACAAAUACAGCAAAGAUGACUUCCAAGUACCUGCUACUCCUGUGUUUGUUUUCAAUCGCCUUCAGUGAAGUGAAUGGUCAUUUUCUCUUCGGACCAAGUCCGGACAUCCUACCGGCCGAAGAUGUUUCGGACGAGUGUAAGCAGAUGGCCAAGGAAGGCAUCUGCGAGUACUGGAACUGUUUUAUAGAUAGAUGGCGCUGCAGUGGGUCACAUAAUUUCCAGGAGAAGAGCGCUAAGAGAUACUGUGAAAACUUACGACAGAACUACGCCAAAUUUGAUGAUGAGGGGAAAAGGUUUGUCAACGAAUCAAUCAAGUGUUUGAUGCGGAAAUUUCUCCCCAAAUACAACGCUGAUACCAACCAGUGUUUUGCAUUGGAGCAGUUUGGUGAGAAGGAACACCCGAAAUGUAAUCUGAAUUAUGGUUUCUGCACUGCCGUGAAGACUAACGCAAUCAGCGCCAUGAGACACGCAUAUGGAGCUUCUGACACCCUUCAACUUUUCAAGACGCUCUCCCUCUGCGUUAAACAAGGAAUCAUUGUGAGCGUUUGGGAAUUAUUGGUCAAAAUUGUUCCCGGACUGUCCAACUUCAUGCAGCUGCCCCACCAGUCUCGUUAAGAUAUACACUUUAUACACGAAACAGAACUUCAGUUUGAGAGACGAAAGUUGUCAUUUAAAUCCAAUUUA